Molecule: messenger RNA, 2048 nt
Organism: Mustela lutreola (European mink)
Lineage: Eukaryota; Metazoa; Chordata; Mammalia; Carnivora; Mustelidae
Gene: MT4
Product: metallothionein 4
Exons: 9
Coding region: 1427-1615 (62 amino acids)
Molecular function (GO): metal ion binding
Source: RefSeq, a predicted model, not a curated record
AAUAAAUAAAUAAAAUUAAAAAAAAAAAGGAGCCUCUCAAACGAUCCUGGGAAACUGUAGGCCUCUGGCCAUCCUCCUAUGUGAGUGGGGACCCCUCCACAUGCUGCUCAUUGAGAUGGUCACCACAGACUGGCCUCACUGGCUCUCAUCAGAUGUGUAUAUAAAAUAUCAGCAGAAAAAGAGAUGCAAAACCAGGCAAGAGCUGUUGUCUCAGUAAAGGAGAACUGCAGAGCUGGCUUGCAGGAGGGAGACAGACUUUUCGCUAAUUCCCCUUUUGUUCCCUUUGAAUUUUGAAGCAUCUGACUGUCUUAUCUCUUCAAAAACAAAUAAAACAAAUCUUAAAACAAAAAUUGUCACAGCAUAUCGAUAACUAGGGAGGGACAAAGGCUACAAAGUAGCUAGUUGAAUGUAACUUCUGUGUUUUAAAAAAAUGCGUGUGUGACACCAACAAUGGGACACAGUGACGUCACUAACAUGCUGAUCGGAUGCACUGAGGACCCAGGACCACAUCCUUGGGGUUACUGCCCGAACCACCAAGCCUGAAUCUACAUCGUCAGGCAUCAGGCAAACUCUGAGGGGCGUUCUGCAAAAUGACCGGUUGGUACUCCUCCAACAUGUCAAGGUCAUAAAAGGAAAAGAGAGGCAAAGGACCUGUUUUAGAUGAAAGGAAGAUAAAAACCCCUGGUGGCUAAAUGUGAUUGUGUGGAUCUGGAGCGGAUCCUGGAGCAGAAGGAAAAAUUGCAAUCAAGGACAUGAAGACAAUUGAUGCAGACUAGAUAAUAGGACUGUAUCAACGUGAAACUUCCUGACUCUGUUGAUUAUAUUACGACUGUGUAAAUUAAUAUCCUUGUGUCCCGGAAAUACGUAAUGAAGUUUUUAGCAGUAAAGGGGCAACCUACUCUCAAGUUAUUAAUAUUCUAUAUAGAGAGAGAUAAAUGUGACUGCGCGCACAUCUGAGUAAAAGUAAUCUCUACACCUGACGUGGGACUUGAACUUACAACCCUGAGAUCAAGACAUGCAUGUUCCACCAACUGAGCCAGCCAGGCACCCCUAAGGUUCUGUCUUGUCACACAUGCUGCACGUGUGGUUUCUGAGUCCCUGCAGCCAUGAGGCUGCAUGCCUAGAGCCAGCACUGUGACUCACUGCGACUGGCAAUGGGAAGGGCUGACAGCAUGAGUGCUCAAGGAAGAAAAGAGGAACAGAAAGGAGAGAAGGAGAGGACAACAGGCACAUGUGCUCCUUUUUCCAGAAGCCCUGGGAUAAAAGAGUGUGAAAGGCUGCUGAGAAGCCCACGAUCAAGUAUGAGGACAACCAGACCAUGGCUCACCAUCUGGAGGAUAAUGGCCUAUGAAGCUGGGAGGCAGGGACAUGCAAACUACACCUCUGUGAGCUGUCACAGCACUGAAGCCUCUUGGACGCCUGGACCAUGGACCCCGGGGAAUGCACCUGCAUGUCUGGAGGAAUCUGCAUCUGUGGAGACAAUUGCAAAUGUACAACUUGCAACUGUAAAACGUGCCGAAAAAGCUGCUGUCCUUGCUGCCCCCCGGGCUGUGCCAAGUGUGCCCGGGGCUGCAUCUGCAAAGGGGGCUCGGAUAAGUGCAGCUGCUGCCCCUGAAACGCAUCCGUUGUGCUGGGGGCCGAGGCCCGGGAGCCAUCUGUACAGUGCCUUAGUCGAGAAGUUGGAAUUAUUGUACUAUAGGUUAUGCUUUUUAUAUAUUUGCUCAGAUGCGGUGUUGGUGAGCUUCAUGUAAAGUGCUGGAAAAAUAAAGGUCUCACUCAUGGUUGUCUGGUGGCUCCGAGCACUGUUUUCCCCUAAUCCAGCAGGACCAAGAAGGGCUGGCACCAUUGCAUACGGGAAGAAAAUAUCUAGACAAAACCCCGUAGAAGUUGUAAGAAGGAUAGUUAUGUCUGGCUGCAGGCAGAAAAGAAGACUUCCUGGAGGAGGGGGUCAUCGAAGCACUGUUUGUUGAGCACCUGGGACGUGUUCUGCAAUCUGCUUGAAGAAACUUCAGAAUGUUCACCAUAAGGAGUAAUAGUAUAGUUCACCA